AUGAGGAGUUGUUAUAAUGGAUCCCGGAGAGUGGCGAAUUGCUUCACGCAUAAGGCUACUCUCAUAUCAGAAUGCGAUGAUGGAGUGCACGUCAACAGUUCAGCGAAUAGGUCGGCAGAAUGGCACCGUGAACGCCAGCACCAUCGACCCGUCAUUGGAGUAUUUCAAGGGAGGAAUAGCCAGCAAUCCGAUAGAGCUGGACGAUACGCCAACCAUGCCGUACCUGAUCCAGAUUCAGGGUCUACGUCAGUGCUCACCAUGAACGACUUCCUGUCCCUAUGUCGACGCAGAUGGUUGACGAUUGGAAUCCUGGAUUUUGCAAUCCAGGUGAAAUGUGCCAAAGAUGCUGUCCAGAAAGGCAUUGCUAUCAUGUAUGCAAGGCACACAUACGCGCUAUUGCACACUAAGAAGAAGGGGGCCGAAUUACGGACAUAUUUACUCUCAAUCUUUCCAUUUCUUACAGACGUGAACACGACACAGCUUGUGAUGAUUUUCAACAUCCUCAAUAUCCACUGGGCCAUGGCUGUCGCCGACAUAACAACCAAGACUGUCACAAUAAUGAACUCCAGCAAAGAUCUUGGAGGUCCAAAACUCAAAAGGCAAAGCUAUUUUAUUCUAGCUCUUCUCCAAAAUGCUCGUGGUUCAAUCUGGGCUAUUUCCCUAAGUGGCGAUUCGUCGACCACCCUAGCCCCUAGCAACGGAAUACCUGGGACUGCGGAGUGUACACAUUGA
Aaosphaeria arxii CBS 175.79 is the source of this 732-nucleotide messenger RNA. RefSeq lists its product as uncharacterized. NCBI's taxonomy places the organism in Eukaryota, Fungi, Ascomycota, Dothideomycetes, Pleosporales. The coding region runs from base 1 to 732 and encodes 243 amino acids. The transcript has a single exon. The record is from RefSeq and is a predicted model, not a curated record.